AUGAAUUGGAAAGAUGUAUACAAAAAUGGAAUUGAUUUUAAAACUUUUGAACACGGUAUAGAUAAAAUAUCAUCUUAAAGUGAAGAAAUUAUUCGAAGAAUGUGUAAUUAUGAAAGCUUUAUUAAUUGGAAUUAAUUUGUUGACAUUCUUAAUGGAGUUUCAGGAAAAACACUAGAAUCUAAAGUUGAUAUUUUUAUCAAAGUGGCUGAUACUGAUAAAAGUGGAACCCUUGCUAAAGAAGAAAUAAGUGAAUUAUGUGAAAUAUGCUUGGAUAAAAUUCUACCUAAGUAAGGUGAUGAUGACUAUAUGGUUUAAGAUUUAGUUGAAUAUUUUACAAAGUUACUAUUUGCAAGUUUAGAUGUUGAUAUAGAAGAUGAAAUUCCUUUAUAUAAAUUAAAAGAUGCAAUUGUUUAUGGAAACACAGAAAGUGAUUUGAUAUGCUUUUUUUGUGGAGUAGAUAACACUAAGUGA
This is a messenger RNA of Ichthyophthirius multifiliis, 471 nucleotides long. RefSeq names its product leucine rich repeat protein. The record is from RefSeq and is a predicted model, not a curated record. NCBI's taxonomy places the organism in Eukaryota, Ciliophora, Oligohymenophorea, Hymenostomatida. Gene Ontology annotation, molecular function: calcium ion binding. The transcript has 2 exons.